AAUGAAGUUUCAUAUUCUGAUGUCGCGGCAUGUGGUGGGUAAUCGGGAUGACGUAACUCGGGCUCAUCCUGACGCGAUAGCAUCGCGCGACACACGCCAAUCCAGCCUUCCUGUCCUCUCCUACCACCAUAUUGAGGAUUGGUUCCUUUAACUUAGCAGUAUCAAAAGAUACAUGCUUGCGACAUCUCUGAAGCUCAGAGAAGACACGUAGCUCUCUAAGUUACACCGCGUUGACGACGAUUACCUUAUCAAGCCUCUGUACACUUCAAGAACACGACAAAUGGCAUCCUCAGAGACAGCACCUCUACUGCGCCAGGAAUCGACAACGUCAUACGCUCCAGAUGAGGAAUACGAUGAAACUACCGCCGCGAGAAGUACUUUUGCCCGCAACCUGGGUGCGCUUGAUGGCUUCGCGCUCCUGAUAAGCAUCGUCAUCGGAUCCGGAGUAUUUUCAUCGCCAGGACCCAUCGAUGCGAAUGUUCCAUCACCUGGCGCUGGGCUACUUGUAUGGCUAGUUGGCGGUAUUCUAGCAUGGAGUGGCGCUCUGACCAUGGCUGAGCUCGGUACGGCGUUUCCUGGCGAAGGCGGCAUCCAACCAUAUCUCACUUACAUUUAUGGAGAUGUCUUUGGAUACAUGGCGGCUUGGUCUUGGGUCGUUGCGACCAUGCCAGCUACACUUGCGAUUCUCAGCAUCGUAUUUGUGGAGUCCAUCUACUCCAGCUUGGGUGUGAAUGAACCAGAUCCGCCUAUCACGCAUAAAUUGCUGUCUCUGCUUGUCCUAGUGUGUGUCACGACUCUAAACUCCAUCAGCACCAAGACGAGCACUCGGUUAUCUAGCUUCUUCGUUGCCAUAAAACUGCUUACCAUUUCCUUGCUUAUCAUAUCUGGGUUAGUCGUGGUCUUUGUCUUUGUCGGAAAGAGCAAGGACCUCGGAGGUCAUGAUUGGCAUCAAAACAAUUGGUUCUCGCCAAGAGACACGGCAUUACCCGACGGAUCAAGGUUCGACUGGACAAAGGUGACUACAUGGGAGUCACUUGGGUUCUAUUCAACUGCUCUUUAUGGAGCUCUAUGGGCAUACUCUGGUUGGGACAAAGCCAACUAUGUUGCAGCUGAGUUGCGGAAUCCCAGCCGUCAGCUUCCACUGUCAAUCAACACCGCUAUACCUAUAAUCAUACUCUGUUAUGUCGCAGCUAACGCGGUCUACUAUAUUUUACUUCCCUGGGGGGUUGUAUCAACAACGGAUGCUGCUGCUGUAACGGCUGUUACCCAUUUCCUUGGCAAGGGUGUAGCUUACUUUGCUACAGCGCUCAUCUGUCUUGUAAUUGCGGGCUCCGCCCUUGGUAACUCUUUCGUCGCUGGAAGGAUGACUGUGGCAGCGGCGAACAACAAUUGGUUCCCGCGUGUUUUUGGCACAGUCGGAUAUGUUGGUACCCUUAGAGUAAGCAAAAUUGCCGAUUCGGAUGAGCCAGCGGAUAUGGCCAUGGACAAUGGAGAGUCUCCGAUCAAUGCUUUGAUUCUCAACACUAUCCUUUCUGGCAUAUAUAUUCUGCUCGGAAACAUGCGCAUCCUGUUAACUCUCAACGGGCUGGCUGAAUAUGCUUUCUUCUUUCUCACCGUGCUUGGAGCCAUCAUCUUACGCUUCCGAGAGCCCGAUCUACCCCGACCCGUGAAGCCUCUCAUUCUUAUCCCUAUACUUUUUGCCCUGAUCAGCGGCUUUGUCGUUGUUAGAGGCGCUGUAUUCGCGCCCAUACAGGCAGCGAUUCUCGUAGGGAUCUGGCUUUGUGGUCUUGUGUUUUACUUUGUUAGGCUAUGGUUCCUGAAGAAGAGGUCUGGAAGAUCGGACUGAAGUAAACAUUGAGCAUGUAGAGAAUUGCAACUCCUUCGGUCUCAGAGGCAUCGCACAGCCUGGGUCAUCAUAUCGUGCCAUGACUAUCUAUACGGCUUGAGUGACACUAGUGG
Messenger RNA from Alternaria alternata, 1959 nucleotides. RefSeq names its product solute carrier family 7 protein. Bases 281 to 1846 code for a protein of 521 amino acids. Gene Ontology annotation, molecular function: L-amino acid transmembrane transporter activity. The record is from RefSeq and is a predicted model, not a curated record. The transcript is spliced from 3 exons. NCBI's taxonomy places the organism in Eukaryota, Fungi, Ascomycota, Dothideomycetes, Pleosporales, Pleosporaceae. Gene Ontology annotation, biological process: amino acid transmembrane transport. Gene Ontology annotation, cellular component: membrane.